This is a messenger RNA of Chanos chanos (milkfish), 1641 nucleotides long. Its product is annotated as cytosolic phospholipase A2 gamma-like. Gene Ontology annotation, cellular component: nuclear envelope; nucleoplasm; cytosol. The transcript has 14 exons. NCBI's taxonomy places the organism in Eukaryota, Metazoa, Chordata, Actinopteri, Gonorynchiformes, Chanidae. The coding region runs from base 1 to 1641 and encodes 546 amino acids. Gene Ontology annotation, molecular function: calcium ion binding; calcium-dependent phospholipid binding. Gene Ontology annotation, biological process: glycerophospholipid catabolic process. The record is from RefSeq and is a predicted model, not a curated record.
AUGUCUCAGAGCAAACUUGGCCAAAGUGAAGUCAGGAUUGGUCACUCUCUGAAUGAUGGAGAGAAGCAGCAUAUUACCAGCAGGAAAGAGACUGUUUUAAAAUGCUUAAAGAGACAAGGCAUCUACUGCAGUCCGAGCACGGUACCCAAAAUUGCACUGCUGGGCUCUGGGGGAGGUGAACGGGCCAUGGUGGGAUUACUGGGAUCACUGGUUCAGCUGGAGAAAUGUGAUCUACUGGACUGCAUGCUGUAUCUGAGUGGAGUCUCAGGAUCCACAUGGUGCAUGACUUCUUUAUACAAAGAAUCAAACUGGUCCCGUAAACUGGAGGCUAUACAGAAUGCCUUCAUUAAAAGGCUGGAUAGAAGUGGCGUCAGCCUGUGGGGGCAGGUAUUUAAGUUACUGGAAUACUUCAAAAAGGACAACUGCUCGGCAACUGACACCUGGGCCGCAAUCAUUGUCUCGAACGUUAUGAGAGAGAUUAAUGAAGACACCAUAACAGAUCACAGAGACAAUCACGGCAAAGACCCAUAUCCUGUCUACACUGUGAUCGACAAACAGUGCAAAUAUGACAGACUAUCCAAAGAUGCCUGGUUUGAGAUUACACCUCAUGAAGCUGGAUACUCCCUAACUGGUGCUUUUGUGGACUCAGUCUGCUUUGGAAAUCAGUUUGAAAACGGAAAAAUAAUAAAAGAGCAGCCUGAGAUUGACAUGCUGUAUCUGCAAGGACUCUGUGGAAGUGCCCUAGCUGACAUGGAAGAGAUACUAAAGCAAAUCCGGGAGUGGACCAAACACUUCAUUAGCUAUGAGCAGUACUCCUCCCCUGGCUGCCAAGUUCUCUUAACCCUACUGGAGCUGAACAUUUGUGUUCUGAGAGAUGAAGACCCCACAAGUCUGAUUGCAACAUUGAAUGAACUGCUGAAGGGGAGGCUGGAUAAACAUGGGAAGGAGAUCUUUAUCAUGCUGCCAGCAGAAGAGAAACUGUCCAGGGAGAAAGUCAAGGAUUACACCCUGACCAUAUGCCACUUGUUCUGGAAUUGGUUUGGAGAAAUGCGUGACAAGAUAUGGAUGUCUGUUGUCCAGGCUACUGAAGAUGUUCUGCAAUGGACCUGGGGAACAACAUACAACUUCCUCCAUGGUUUGACAGUGGAAGAGGUGCACCCCUCUGUUCUGAAUGAGAAGGAGAGAUAUUAUAUAGACGCUGGACUGCUGAUCAACUCUCCCUAUUUCCCAAUGCUGAGAAAGGAGAGAGACAUCGAUCUAAUCAUCUCCCUUGACUUCAGUGCUGGAGACCCCAUGGAGACAGUGCUAAGAACUGCUGAUAUGAGCAAGGCCUUGAAGAUCCCUUUUCCAGAGGUGAAACUGCCGGAUGAUACUUCUGAGCCAGACGACUUUUACGUUUUUGAAGGUCACACAAAAGCUCCAACUGUGAUCCACAUCCCCCUUUUCAACAAAGUCAACUGUGAUGGUCAAAUAAAGGAGUGGGCAGAAAGAUUUAAAACUUUUCAAGGGCCCUACACCCAUGACAUGACCAUCGACCUGAUUAAGAAAGCGGGCGAGAAUGUGCUAAACACCAAGGAAAAAAUACUGAAACAGAUUGUGAAGCUUGUUGAGCAAAAGGAAACCAGUAAAUUGGGGAAGUAA